GAGUGCGCCGGGGCCAAUGGGAGCGGAGCGGAGCUCAGCCUGUGCCGCGCCGGGAGCAGCCGCUGUAUGCGUGGCCGGGCUGGCCGUGCGCUUGGACGGACAGGGAAGCUGACCCAGCCCUGUGGCCCCGGUGGGUCCCCGUGUGCCCGUGGCUGGCAGCCCCAGUGCCCCAGGUGCUCGGGUAGGACCCUGGAGCCCAGCCCCAAGGCAGGUGUCCGUGGGUGUCCCCACUGUGUCGCCUCCAGCACCUGCUGGCUUGGGUGCCCCCAGCAGCAUUAGGACCAACGCGAGUAGCUGCUCCCGUGUGUGAAGUGUGACCUGGGCUUUGAGGUUUUAUUGGUCCUUGAGUAGUGCUUGGCUGUGCUCCUCCUGAGUGCUCCCUAGGAAAGCGACGAUGAUCACAUUCAUGAACAACUCGGACAGCGAGGAGGAGCCCUGCAAUGAGAGAACAUCCCUGAUGUCUGCAGAGAGCCCUUCAGUACCCUCCUACCAGGAUGGCCUGCAAGCCUCAGAAGCAGGGGAAGCGCAGGCACAUAGGAAGAGACGAACAGGUAGCAGCCGUAGCCCUAACAAUAUUGCUGAUGGGGACAUGUCUGACUCGGGUGUUCCAGUGAGAGAAAGCACCUUGGAAAAUGAAGAGGAGGAACUGACUCUGAAAUAUGGAGCAAAGCAUGUAAUCAUGCUCUUUGUGCCUGUCACCCUUUGUAUGAUUGUUGUCGUCGCCACCAUAAAGUCAGUGCGCUUCUAUACGGAGAAAAACGGGCAGCUGAUCUAUACCCCUUUCAGUGAGGACACCCCGUCUGUGGGCCAGCGUCUCUUGAACUCGGUGUUGAACACCAUCAUAAUGAUCAGCGUCAUCGUUGUAAUGACUGUGUUCUUAGUUCUGCUCUAUAAGUACCGCUGUUACAAGUUCAUCCAUGGCUGGCUGAUCCUGUCCUCUUUGAUGCUGCUUUUCCUCUUUACCUACAUAUAUCUCGGUGAAGUAUUGAAGACGUACAAUGUGGCCAUGGAUUACCCAACUCUGUUCUUAGUCAUCUGGAAUUUUGGAGCUGUUGGAAUGAUUUGCAUCCACUGGAAAGGUCCCUUGCAGCUUCAGCAAGCGUAUCUCAUUAUGAUCAGUGCUCUAAUGGCACUGGUUUUCAUUAAAUAUCUACCUGAGUGGUCAGCAUGGGUGAUUCUAGGUGCAAUCUCCAUCUAUGAUCUGAUGGCUGUUCUCUGUCCCAAGGGGCCACUGAGAAUGCUGGUAGAAACUGCACAGGAGAGAAAUGAGCCCAUUUUUCCUGCAUUAAUAUAUUCCUCUGCUAUGAUGUGGACAGUUGGAAUGGCAAAGCCAGACACAGCUGCAAGAGGACCAAGUCAGCAGACGUGGGAUGCAGCUGAGGAUGGGAGAGAGAACCACAGGAGCCCUUCACACGGAGACUCUCAGAUGUCGGAGACGAGGAGUCCUGUUCCAACCCGCCCCAUCACCUCUUUAGAGGAGCUUGAGGAGGAGGAAAGGGGUGUGAAGCUGGGCCUUGGAGACUUCAUAUUUUACAGUGUGCUUGUUGGGAAAGCAGCUGCCACAGCUAGUGGAGACUGGAAUACUACGCUGGCCUGCUUUGUAGCCAUUCUCAUAGGUUUAUGCUUAACUCUUUUAUUACUGGCUGUUUUUAAGAAAGCAUUGCCUGCUCUUCCCAUCUCCAUCACCUUUGGCUUGGUCUUUUACUUCUCGACAGACAACCUUGUGCGACCAUUCAUGGACACCCUGGCCUCCCACCAGCUGUAUAUUUAGAAGAAGUGGGAGUUAGAGGAUUGUUUUUAAAGCUUUGCUGUGAUGUAUGGUACACUGUUUGGAAUAAGUCAUAAAGUUUUACACUUAGUGCCAUAUAUUUGUAAGGAAAACACUAACUCUGUGACAUGAUGUGUACUAAAAAAAAUCUAAUAGUUACAUGUUGAACUGAGAUUUUUCACAAGACUCUUGGACUCCAGUGAAAAGCCUGGCUCAUUGCUGAUGCCAGAGCAUUACUUUUAUGUUAUUUGAUGUGCACACUGGCUGUUGUGAGUGCAGAAACCUGUAUAUAGCAUGGGACACGGGAGAGGUGAAGGGUCUGAUCUGUGCUUCCAGAAGCUAAGGUGUUUUAGCCCUGGAAUUGCAGUUAAGUUUAACUGUACGCUAGAAUUUCUAAUGCUUCACACUUUUGAAGUGUUGUGCAAACAUGCAGUGCAAGUAAGUUAUACUUGUAAUUAGAAAAGCAUAGCAGUCAGCAUGCAUAGAACAGAGCAGUGUGUUACACCUGGUUGUGAGUAUUAGAGAAGCGAGGCUGAACUUCAUAAGCUGGCCUCUGUGCACACAACUUCUGGUGAAAUUGCCCAAAUGCUUAUUUAUUCUGACCUUACACAUAGUGAGCCGUGACGGAUCUAGACAGGGUGUCAGUGGUGGGACAUUUAAACAUCAGGCUUCUGGUUCUGAGCACAUCCACCGCUGGAGCUAACAGCUGAUGAAGGCAGGGCUGCCUGUUCCAGUGCGUCAGAUCCUCAGCGUGGGGAAAAAAAAAAAUAGUUUUUCCUGUCUCCUUCCAGCAUUUUAUCUUUUUGGAAAUCUUUUUCUGGGUCCAUACUACAAUCUUCAAAUUACUGUAAGGUGGAAAUUACUGCACAACUCCAGUAAAUCAGACCUGUAACUUCUUGUGUGUAUUUCUGGUCUCAUUUCUGUGCAUUGUUGUAACUACUCCAAAGGAGGAUUUACCUUCCCUUUAUGAAGAGGUCUUCUUACAGUGAUUGAGACUUGGCUUACCUAGGUUUUGGUACUGUUUAAAGAUUAUUUUUUUAUUACAAAUUUUAAAAUAGCUAUUUACUGUCAAAGGGACUCUUUUGGAAAUACCCUGUCAUAGUUUGUAUCAAAAUAUGGGGGUGCAAACUUUAAUCUGCUGUUACAUUACUCUGCAUAAAGCAUCAUUAAUGCUAGGAAUGUUUACACACCCUCAAGUGAGUUCAUUUAAAAAAAAAAAAAUCAGUGCUUGUUGCCAGUAAAAAAUACAGGUCUGACUGAUAUGAACCUUACUGUUUUCACCACCUUUUGAAAUAAUUUUAUUUCUACUUUGAGAGUCUUUUUUUAGAAAUAGCAAAGUUCUGUGAUUUUUUUUAAU
Molecule: messenger RNA, 3125 nt
Organism: Haliaeetus leucocephalus (bald eagle)
Lineage: Eukaryota; Metazoa; Chordata; Aves; Accipitriformes; Accipitridae
Gene: PSEN2
Product: presenilin 2
Exons: 12
Coding region: 395-1771 (458 amino acids)
Biological process (GO): calcium ion transport; amyloid-beta metabolic process; membrane protein ectodomain proteolysis
Cellular component (GO): neuromuscular junction; mitochondrial inner membrane; growth cone
Molecular function (GO): aspartic endopeptidase activity, intramembrane cleaving
Source: RefSeq, a predicted model, not a curated record